AUAUCGAACUGGUUGGCGCCUAAUAAACUCUUUUUCUUGGAAGUGUCGAGCGGUUUCUAGCACGCUUGGAAGUAAACCCUCCUUCCAGUUACUAUUUGUCCAGUUAUUAAGCUAGAGUAAUGGAUGAAGAAAAAUUUGAUGGCAUGCUCCUUGCUAUGGCUCAGCAACAUCAAGGUGGUGUUAAAGAGCUGCUGAAAACAUUCUUUGGUUUUCUCUCUCGCAAAACAGAUUUCUUUCAUGGAGCAGCUCCAGGUGUUCCACGUCAGACCGUUGUCGAUGCCAUGAAGGAAUUUGAAGAUAAAGCUGAAACGAAAAGAAAAGAGGUACUAAAAGAAAAGGAGGAAAGAGAGCAAAAGUUAAAAGAAACUAGAGAAAAACAGAAACAAAAGGAGGAGGCUGAGUUUGCAAAGAUUGGCCAGAAAAGUGACUCUGCUAAAAUCGAGGAAGUAACAGAAGAAGAAGCGCAAAAAAUUAUCGAGCAAAACAACCAGAAAGAAAAUGAAACAAAGCCAACCGAAGAUAAGAAGAAGGACACUGCUCUGCCCAGACCAAUGAGAGUGAAGAAGGACUCUUCAACGCUCCUAUCAAAAUCGAGCACACCUGCUAAGCGAAAUCGAAAGUCCAAAACACCCACAAAAAACUCAAUAAUUGAGGAGAUUUCUCCAAGUAAAAGAAUUGGCCGCCCGAAAGUAGAAAUAGAUGUGUCGCGAGCUAAGCAAUUGAUAUCUCUUGGGUUCACCAUGGGUCAGGUAUCAAACGCUUUGGGGAUAUCCAACGGGACACUGCGACGUUUUCGCAAACUGAAUGAGGAUUGUAAAUUGUUUGAUGAUAUCACAGAUCAGGAAUUAGAUUCUACUGUUGUAGCCAUUAAAAAAGAGCACACGCAUAUUGGCGAGAAAAGAUUGCUCGGUUUACUAAGAGGCCGUGGCUUGCGUGUCCAGCGGCAAAGGUUAAGAAGGUCUAUUCAUCGAGUUGACCCGUCUGGGCCGAUGCAAAGAUGCAACGCUGGGAUAGCCAAUGUAAAUGCUCGAACAUCAAUGUCCGAAGGUGAACCUAAGCCUAAGCUAAGUCGACCUAAGAAAAGCGAAGCGCCUGGAAUUCAAGUUCCUGCUAACUGUCCAUCACCAAACGCCUUGUGGAGAAUUGAUACGGUUGGUAAGCUCGAACGAUGGGGUAUUGUCAUAACGUUCGCCCUUGAUAUGUUCAGUCGACUGAUGACGUUCAUCAUCGCUUCACAUUCCGGACACAGUCACGGUAGCAACAUUCUGACGGCCUUUAAAAACAGCGUAGACAAAUAUUCUUGGCCUAAUAUGAUCAGUACAGACGAGAGGGACGAAAAAGCACACGUGUGGAAAGCCAUGGUGGAAGAGAAGGGUGAUAUGUCUGUCGAGAUGUCCACGAAACUCGAACGGGUACAGUGGAUUACUAUCAUUAAAAACGAUUUAAACGCACACAUCUUCAACCCUGUUAUUGAAACAUUCACUGAGCUUGAACAAGAAGGAUCGCUGAACAUUUCGAACGAAACCGAUCUUUUUUGUUUGCAUUUUGUUUAUUUACCUCGUAUCAACAAACUGCUGCAAGACUUUAUGACUGGUUAUAACUCUUGUGCAAUCCCUAAAGGUAGUGGUGCCACUCCUUCUCAGAUAUUUUAUGCUCACAAUGAUAAUACGGAAGCUGGAAGCAAAGACAUUUUGCCGAAUCUAACAAAUACGACGGCUGUUGAUAUUGACCUGCAAUGUGACUGUCCAAUGCCAGUUGAAAAGCUGAAGGAGCUUUAUGAUCAUGUUAACCCAUUAGAACCUUCAUCACAGAAUGGGAAGGAGCUAUACUACCGAACUGGUACCUUUGUAACGCAGUACCUGAAAGCUCUAAUAGAAGUCGAACAAAAAGAACUAGAUUCCAGCUCACUCAAAGAAACUGGUACUGCAAGCGAUGAAAUAUCCUUUAUUAUUUCUUCUGCUGCGAGCGAAAGUAAUAUGAACGGCGAAAUUGUUGACAAUGUCGGUUUAAUUAGCGAAGUCAACAGUCACGACGAGAUGCGUCAUGAACAACAAGGCGUAGCGGCAACACCUUACGAAAUCACUGAUGACCAGGCAGUUGUUGUAGCGUCAUAUAACGAGGCUGGGCCAAUCGAAAACGAGGUUAAUAUAAUUGCUAGUUAUAAUACUACACAAGAGAAUUCACCAACAGAUAGUAGCACUGAUAUGACAAUCCCAUGUGGUGAUCAAGGUCCAACUUUUAUGUAUACAAUCAACGUACCUGUGAGUAGCGAGACUACCAACAUAGCAGACAACGAAAGUGUAGUGGAAAGCUUAGUGACAACACAAGUUGCGAUCUCUACAUCCUCUGAUGUGGCGAGCGAAGCAGAAAGUGUAAAUUUAUUUAUUGGUCAGUAAGGCUUCCUGUUGUUGUAAAGUGAAAAUCUUGUGCUAGUGGAAAUGUCGUUUCCAUGAAUAUAAUUCUGUAAAUUAUUGUUGUUGAGUUAUUUAUUUGUGUAUAAAAUUUAACAUUGUAGAAAUAAAUAGUGUUGUUAAAGCAA
Molecule: messenger RNA, 2539 nt
Organism: Hydractinia symbiolongicarpus
Lineage: Eukaryota; Metazoa; Cnidaria; Hydrozoa; Anthoathecata; Hydractiniidae
Product: nuclear migration protein nudC-like
Exons: 5
Coding region: 120-2396 (758 amino acids)
Biological process (GO): protein folding; DNA integration
Cellular component (GO): cytoplasm
Source: RefSeq, a predicted model, not a curated record